Messenger RNA from Penaeus indicus, 4501 nucleotides. RefSeq names its product LHFPL tetraspan subfamily member 7 protein-like. Gene Ontology annotation, cellular component: membrane. The record is from RefSeq and is a predicted model, not a curated record. The coding region runs from base 1297 to 1923 and encodes 208 amino acids. The transcript has 3 exons. Lineage: Eukaryota; Metazoa; Arthropoda; Malacostraca; Decapoda; Penaeidae.
AGAGAUGUUGUGUUGCUCUCCGCUCGGUUCCCAGGACAUGUGUGGGAUGAACCUCGAGUGCAAUUUUGUUUUUUGAAACUUGAGAAAAUGGCGUGUUGAAACUCGGUUUUGUGAAGAGUGGGAAACGUUAUGGAUUGAGGUUUGUCUGUGUCGACUGGUGGAUCUUAGGCGACUGGCAGAAUAAGAAGAUUUUUGUGUUAUGAUAAAAGAAAUGCUGAUUGGACGGACGUCUUGUAAAUCUCUUGAGAAAAAGAUCUGUGCUCGUUAACACACAAAGGAGAGGAGGUCAAGAUACCGUAAGCCUCGACUCGAACAGUUUACAAAGACAAAUACAACUUCCCUUUUCAUCUCCUCGAGCUUAGUAAAGAAGAGGGGGAAGGAAGAGAAGGAGAGAGAGAGAGAGAGCGCAGGAGGAAGGACGAUUGGGAGAGAGCAGGAGGAAGGAAGAGAUAGGAAGAGGAAGAGAUAAACAGGGGAGGAGGAAGAAGGGAGAAAGGAAGAAGAGAGACGAAGAGGAAGAGGUAUAGAGAAGAGAUAAAAGCAGGUGAAAAAACAAAGAUAGAUGAAAAAGAAAGAGAGGAGGGGAAGAGAGACACAUACAGGAAGAAGAGAUGGCAAAGGGGUAAAGAAAAAUAAUAAAUAAAGAUACAGAACGAAAGAGGAUUUGGAAACUAAGCAAACGGAUCUUGUCUCGUCUUCUCCGAAUCCUCCAUUUCUGUGAAAGAUAAAAAGAUAGAAAAAAGGAAAAGCACAAUAUACAAAAGAAAAAGAUAUAUAUAAAUAACACAGAGAAGAACAGAUGUCUAAAAAUCUGUAAAAGUUGUUAUACCUUGCUUGGAUCUGUGCCUUUUGUUUCCAAGCAAACAACUCUACAGCGUUUCUAAAGUAAUAAAUCUGUAGUAAUAAUAAUUUUCAUGACUUAAAUAUAGACCAUGAGAUAACGAACUGUUAGAAAACGGAGUCUUCCCACGAGUCAACGAGGCGCGUGGCGAGAUGGUGAUGAUGUGAGGACGAUAUUGAUGGUGAUGACGUAGAUGGUGAUGAAGGUAUUGAUGGUGGUGGAGGCAUAGUGACGGAGACAUAGACGGUGAAGAUAUAGAUGGUGAUGGAGACAUAGAUGGUGAAGAUAUUGACGGUGAUGGAGACAUAGAUGGUAAUGAAGAUAUUGAUAGUGGUAAAGACAUUGUGAUGGAGACUUAGAUGGUGACGAAGAUAUUGAUGGUGAUGAAGACUUAGAUGGUGAUGGCGACAUAGCUGGUGAUGGAGACAUAGAUGGUGAUGAAGAUAUAGUAUGUGAUGAAGGUUCGUGGAUGGACGUGGGCGACUUCGUGGGCGGUGGUUGGCUUGUGGGCGGCGGUCACGCUGCUCGUCGCCCUCGCCUCGCUGGCUGCCCUUUUCACGCCCACCUGGUUCGUCCGCCACUCGCCCUCGCCGCCCGUGAUGUUCGGAGUGUGGGCGUGGUGCGUGGGCGGCCUCAACGACCAGCGAUGCGCCGCCGUGGGCCAGGGCGUGGCGGGGAGUGAAGGCGCCCUUCCCUCAGCCGUCUGGGUGAUGGUGGGCGCCGUGUACGGGGGGGGAGGCGCCCUCCUCGCCGUCACGGGCCUCGCGGCUCUUCUCACGCCCGUGCUCCCCACCACGCACGCCCGCGCCGCCCUCGCGCACGUGGCGGGGAACAUACAGGCUGCUGCAGUGUCCCUCCAGGCGGUCGGUUUGGUGCUGUAUCCGCUCGGUCUCGGGUCCCCCUUCGCCAGGCUCCAGUGUGGCGAUUCAGCUACGGUCUACGCUGCAGGGAACUGUGAACUGGGGUAUGCCUACAUGCUGGCCCUCGUUGCUACGGCCCUCGCUGCCUACUGCCCCGUGCUGGCCAGAUUGGUCACUUAUAAGGACUAUACGGACUAUUGGUCGAAUUUGAAUUAUAUGUAGAUAAAGGAAAAGGAGGAUUUGUCUCUUUUAAUUCUUGGGGGUGAGAGGAGAUAUGGGUAAAGAAAAUAAGAGUGAAGGGAAGUGAUAUCCUGUUGGAUGUGUGAUGUAAACUUUUUUGGAAAUACGUUCUAGUGAAAGGAAAGGGGAAAAAAGAAAGACAAAUCUCAAGACGUUUCACUGACUGUGAGAUUCGAAGAAAUGGUUAUUCUUAAGUGGAGAGAAAGAGAGAGAAAAAAAACUGCCAGUUGUCUCGAACGGCUCGAAACUUCUCUCCGACUCUCACGGAUGAAGCAUGUCGUGUAUCCUAGUCUUAUUACCUUUCGGGUAUGUUGUAAAUAAACCAUAAUAGUAGAAGUGUACAAUGGCGGCGCGAACCUACAUGAUGUUGACCAUGAGGCCCAACAUCCCAGACGGUUGUGGGUCUCAGCAGUGGAUGUUGUGACUCUACAUAUUGAUUCCUUCCCUCGAUGUGACGUCACCAAGGAGCUGGGGAGUGUUCGCGCAAAAUAGAUAAACGAUGACGUCAUCACGUUCGCGUACUCACAUGCAGGCGAAUGCGUAACAUUAGCAUGGAAAUGAACACUUGCCAUCCUCGCUUGGACGAACGGAUGACGUCAGCAAGUGUGUAUCAGCAUCGUUGUGGUAAAAAAAAACUAAAAUGAAAAUGAGGCUGGUGACCACAGUGACUAAACGUCUCAAGAUAUGAAAAAAAAAAAUCUAUUCUGGAAAAAAAAAAUCUAACCAAAAUCAACUUUCCACGGCAUAAUGUGGCUGUAAAGAUGGAAAUGGCUUUGAAUUCCGUGUUUAUUACGAUCGCUCAACCCGCUUAUGAAAUGCAAAUUGACUCCGAAGACAAGAAAACCCAAAAUGAUCGUCUUUUGCGAAUACAAACAACAUCAAAAGAAUCCUGCAAGUCAACAAUUUCCUAAUGGAGAAAAGAAAAGAGACAAAGCAACUGCUGAUUGCAUUAUUUGCAUUUUUUUCUCUUUUUUUUGAAUGGUAAUAAAAAGACAAAUAAAAUUGAAACUCAUAUUGUUUUAUAUGAUAUUUAGCGUGGCAAAUACUUCGUUGUGUAUUAGAAUUUCAUAGCCACUGCAAGAUAAAGUGUUAGCCAUUCUCAAAUUUCCAGAAAUUAAGAAAUUAUUUUAUGCAUAUCAUGUGAGAAUUCAAAUGUUAUUGAAACAUGAAUUUAUGUAUAUAUGGUGCCCAACAUCCUCACAAAACUACAAUGUAAAACACAUACACUAUAUCAGAUAUGUCAUCGACAGUAAACAACGGCAUAAUCGACAUUUUUUUCCUUCAAUUACAAUCGACAAUUAUACAGCAAGGUCACGCAGAUGGCCUCAAGCAUGUAUGUCUUAAAGAUUUAUUCAUAAAGGUCGUGAUAUUGGGAAUUUUACCCUCAAAAAAAUCUGUAACACAAUAUAGAUGUUGCAGUUUUAGAAAUAUAAUUAAAGAGAAAUUGUAAUUUCAAACGGAUUUAGAUUACAAGAAUUUAUGAUAUAUGCUUCUUAUAGAACAAUAUUGAAAGGCUUGUGCAUGAAAAUAAUACAGUAUACUCAGCUACAGUAUAUAUCUCAGGCAUAAAAAAGUGAAGAUAUCCAAAUGAUAUAUCUAUUUUGUAUAUGCCUUUUGGUGUGUAAUGAGUACUUCAUGUUAUAUAAAAAAGAAGUACGAUAAUAUCUAAAAAAAAAUACAUUUCUUGAACAUUAAGGGGAGAGAAAGGAAUUUAUCUCAUCGGGGCACAGGAGAGAGAAAAAAAAUCGAAAUCACAUAACUUUUUUUUCAAAGACGAAAUCCACCUAACCAAUAAAUCAAUAAAUACAUAAACAGAUAGAUGAAUAAAUCGAGAAAAUAAAUUAAAAACCAUCCUUACAUUUUUGACUUGUGCUUCCGCCUCGCUAAUGCGAAGGGAAGGGAAGAAAAUCCGGUCUUAUAUUUGUGAUCCUAAUGAGCUCAUUAAUGUUACCUCAUGAAUAUUUAAUGACUUUGGACGACAAUAAUUAUCAGGUUGGGGCAUCAAAGAUCGAGAAAGAAAUAGGCUCAUAUAUCCGAAUCUGUUCAUGAGUUCUAGAGAGAAAAGGGAGUUAGAAAUUAUAAUGAAAUUUCAAUUAUUUGAUUAUUAAAUGUGAUAUAUUUUUUCCUGGCUCACAAAAGGGAAAGGAGAGAGUUAAAGAAUUCAGUCUAGGCCCAGUUUAUAUAUAUUUUUAAAACAAUUUCCCUUUCCCUUUCCAGAUUUUAGUUCAGUUAUCAAAUCUAUCGAUAUUUGGCCUUUUUGCAAGCGAUUUUGGGAAAAAAAGGAAAAUGAUAAAUAAAAGGAGAUAAUAAAUCAAGAUAAACUAAAAAGUAUUUUCUUAUUUUAUUUAUUUAAUUAUUAUUAUUAUUAUUAUAUAUAUUUAUUAACGCGUUCCAGGUAAACCAUUAAAAGAUCUAACAAGCAGCUCCUCAGGAAAGAUUCGGAAAAUAUUUUGCGUCUUUGCAGAAAAGCCAUUCGAGAUAUUCAUGACUCUGGCGAUGAUUACAGGUCUUCGGUAGUCAUUUUAGGCUGUUCGAACAUUCUCUCUCACUAUCUAUCUAU